AUGUUCGAUUCAGUAGACACUAGUAACCCUGGUUCAGAGUCUAAUUCGAUUUUUCCUCCGAAGAUCCAAAUCCCAAGCUUCGAGAAAUUCAGGGGGACCGAGCGCCCAUUUGCUCAUUUAGGAAUGUAUCUCCAAAAGAUGGUUGCGCAUGCUGACAAUGAUGAUAUGGUCUUCUAUUAUUUCCGAGAUAACUUCACUGGGGUGGCUCUAGCAUGGUAUAACAGAGUAAAAGUUCACACUUGGGAGAAUUUGACCCGCGCUUUUGUUGCUCAAUAUAGUCAUGAUGCAACUUUAACUACAAAGAGCAUGGAGGAGAGGACGAGCAAGUACUCUCAUCAAAGGAAAGAAACGAUAGCACGAGAUCACCCUCUGACUGAAAAUGGGAAGGCAGUUCAUCCAUGUGAUGACCCUUUCAAAAGGACAUGUGUUGUCUGUUUCCCCAAAGGCACCCCUCGGAAUGGUCCCGAUUGGGCAGUCACCGAAGGAAGAAUUAAAAGGGCAAUCAAUACUGGGCAGGCAAGAUACAUCGAGUUGGAACAAAGCCCUCCAAGAAAGGAUGGAAGAAAGAAGGGCAAAGAAGCCCAGAUAAUCCAAGGAAGGCAUUGUCAGAGGAGUUAG
Molecule: messenger RNA, 618 nt
Organism: Malania oleifera
Lineage: Eukaryota; Viridiplantae; Streptophyta; Magnoliopsida; Santalales; Ximeniaceae
Exons: 1
Coding region: 1-618 (205 amino acids)
Source: RefSeq, a predicted model, not a curated record